UGAAGAAAAGCGUGGAUCAAAUCAAUAAAGAUGGAAAAUCAUAAAAAAAAUUAUUCAUCACAUGAUGAAAGUGCUUAUAUAUUUGAAAAAAAACGUAUCGUUCAACUACAUGAAGAACGUAUUAAAGUACAGAAAAAAACAUUUACAAAAUGGAUGAAUUCAUUUAUACAAAAGGCCAAAUUAGAAGUUGAUGAUAUAUUUGUUGAUCUUGCUGAUGGUAAAAAAUUAUUAAAACUUUUGGAAAUAAUUAGUGGUGAAAAACUUGGCAAACCAAAUAAUGGAAAAUUACGUGUACAAAAAAUUGAAAAUGUUAAUAAAUGUUUAGCAUUUUUACAUACUAAAGUUAAAUUGGAAAGUAUUGGUGCCGAAGAUAUUGUCGAUGGAAAUAAAACAUUAAUUUUAGGUCUACUUUGGACAAUAAUUUUACGUUUUCAAAUUCAAGAUAUUGAAAUACAAUUGGAAGAAAAUACCGAUAAAAAACAUUCAGCCAAAGAAGCAUUAUUAUUAUGGUGUCAACGUAAAACUAAUGGCUAUCCUAAUGCAAAAGUUACAGAUUUUACACAAAGUUGGCGUAAUGGAAUGGCAUUCAAUGCUUUAAUUCAUUCACAUCGUCCUGAAUUGAUUAAUUAUGAACAAUUAGAUCCAAAAAAUUCAAUAGAAAAUCUAAAUAAUGCUUUCAAAAUUGCUCAAGAAAAUCUUGCCAUACAACCAUUAUUAGAUCCUGAAGAUGUUGAUACAGAAAAACCGGAUGAAAAAUCUAUUUUAACUUAUGUAUCAUCAUAUUAUCAUACAUUUGCCAAAUAUAAUUCUGAACUUAUUAGUGGUAAACGUAUAACAAAUAUUAUAUCACAAUUAAUGGAAAUUGAUCGUCUUCAAUUGAAUUAUGAACUUUUGACAACUAAUCUUCUCAAUUGGAUUCAAAUGAAAAUUCAUCAAUUAGAUAAACGUGAAUCAUUUGCCAAUUUAGAUCAAAUUCAACAUGAAUUUGCUCGUUUCAAAGACUAUAGAACAGUAGAAAAACCGCCAAAAUAUCGUGAACGUAGUGAAAUUGAAGCUUUAUUGUUCAAUAUUCAAACCAAACGAAAAGCAUUGGGUCAGGUUUUAUAUUUACCACCGGAAGGAAAAUUAAUCCAAGAUAUUCAUAAAAGUUGGAUAGAUCUGGAAAAAGCUGAACAUCGACAUGAAUUAAAAUUACGUGAAGAAAUGCGACGUUUAGAACAAAUAAACAAUAUGGCUGAUAGUUUUUAUCGAAAAUGUAAUAUUCGUAAAAGUUAUCUUGAUGAAAUGAUACAAGUAUUAAGCGAUGUUCGUUAUGGAAAUAAUCUAAGUCAAGUUGAAGCAACUAUUAAAAAACAUGAAGCAAUUUCUGCUGAUAUUUUAUCAAGAAAAGAACGUAUCGAUUCAUUGCAACAAAUGACUGUUGAAUUGAAAAAUGAAAAUUAUUUUUUCAUUGAUAAAGUGGAAAAUUUUUUCCAGGAAAUAAAAAUUUCAUGGGAUAAAUUAAUAUCAAUAUUGGAAAUGCAUCAGAAAAAUCUAUCAACUGCAUCAAAUUUUAUGCGUACAAAAUCUGAAAUCGAAACAAUUGUUAAUGAAUUUUUAGAUCUUAUCAAACGUAUUAAUAUUGAUUCAAAUGUUACUCAUCUGCGUACAGCUGAAGAAUAUUUACAAACACAUACAUUAUUGGAAGCACAAAUUGCAUCAAAUGAUGAAACAGUAAAACGUUUAACUAAUAAUGCUAAUAAAUUAUUAGAACAAGAACAAAUUCAACAAUCAUUAUUGUUACAAAAAGAGAUACCAAAUCUACAGGAAAGUUUACAUUCAUUACAAAAAUUACAUGAAACAUUAAAACAACAAUCAUUGAUAAAACGAAAAAAAUUGAUUAAACUACGUGAUUUUUAUCGUUUGCUACAAGAUAUUGAAGAAGAAGAAACAACAUUAGCUGAUAAAUUAAAUAUUUGUCAGGCAAUAUUACCGGGUAAAGAUUUAUUGGGUGUAAUUUCUUUACAACAAAAACAUAAUGUUUUUGAAGCCGAAAUUAAAGCACAUGAUGGUAGAAUUAAGAUAAUAGAAAAGAAAGCACAAAUUUUUAUGGAAAAUGAUUCAAUGGAAAAGAAAAUUAUUGAAGAUAAAUUAGAAGCAUUAUAUGAAAUUUGGAAAAGAUUACAAGAAAUAAGUGCUACAAAAUCAAAAGAAUUGGCUAUAAUUAUUGAAGCAUUUCAAUAUUAUUCAGAUGCAAAUGAAACAGAAUCAUGGUUGAAAGAAAAAAUUCAUCUAGCUAAAUCCGAAGAUUAUGGUAAUGAUGAACAAACUGCCCAGGCAUUACUUAAACGACAUAAUUUUCUUGAAAGUGAAAUUAUGUCAUAUUCAAAUGAAGUUGAACGUUUAAAUAUUCAAUCGGAAAAAAUGAUCAAUUCAGAUGUAGAAAGUUUAUUUCUUUUGGGUUCACAACAAUUUUCAUUUGAUAAUAAUUCGAUUGAUAAUGAACAAUCAACGAUCGAUGAAAUCAAUGAUGAAACUGAAACGACAGAAAUUUCCGAAAAAAUACCUCAAGUUUAUGUGAUUUAUGAUUAUGCAACAGAAAAUUUUCAUGUAAAAAAAGGUGAUAUUUUAAUUUUGAUUGCCAAAACUACACCGGAUUGGUGGAAAGUUUGUUUCGAAGGGAUGACUGAUCAAUUUUAUGUGCCAUCAAAUUAUGUCAAAGAAAUUGAACCGAAAAUCAUAAAUCGAAAACAGAUUGAAAAACCAUUACAACAACAACAAAGAAAACUUUCUUCUAUAGUCAAAAGACGUCAUAGUAAACGUAGAUUAUCAAUUGUUUAUGGUGCUGAUACUGUUGAACAAAGACGAUUAUUAAUAAAUACAAAUUAUAAAAGAUUAAUUGAUCUUUGUAAGAUACGAAGAAAAUCAUUAGAAGAAUCGAUAAAAAUGUUUUGUUUUAAUAGUGAAUGUGAUUCGUUUGAAAAUUGGUUGAAUGAUAUGGAAAAUACAAUUGAAAAAUCAAUGAACGUAAAAAAAGAACAACAACAACAAAAUUCUAAAACACAAUCAAAUGAUUUAAGUAAACAAUUUGAAAAAAUGAUUACCGAUUUAUUAGCUAAUCGUUCACGUUUGGAUGAAAUUAAUCGAAUGGCUAAUGAAAUGAAUUCACCAAUGUAUAUGUCGAUAAUGAAAAAACGUAAAGAACAAAUUCAAAAAAAAUGGGAUCAAGUGAAUUUUCUACAAAAACAAUUGGGUAAAAAUAUUGAAGGUUUAACAUCGGUUGAAGUAUUUGAUUCGGCAUGUACUGAAACACUUGAACGUAUAAAUGAUAAAUUGGAAAAAAUAAAUGAUUAUUAUUAUUUGGAUGUUGGUCAAGAUUUAAAAACAGCACAAGCAUUACAAAGAAAACAUGAUAAUCUUGAAUUAGAAUUAAUACCGAUAACAGAUUCAUUGAAAAAAUUGAAUAUAAUUUCGGAAAAUGUAAAAUCAUCAUAUCCAUUGGAAAAAUCAAGAGUUGAUAAACGUUUAGCUGAAUUGAAACAAUUAUGGGAACAAUUGAAAAAAUGUUCGGAUGAAAAACGUAGCUGGUUGGAUAAAAUGAUUGGUUUACAAAUUAUUAAAAAUUCAUCCAACGAUAUUAAUGCAUGGCUUAAUGGUUAUGCAAAACAAUUGUUACAAUAUGAUCGAAUGGAUCCAUCAUUUAAAAAUGUUGAAAGUUUGGAAACAAUUACUAAAGAACAUAAUGAUCUUUUAGUUGAUAUAAAAGGUAAACAUAAUGAUAUUGAAGAUUUAAAAAAUUUAGCAGAAAAAUUAAAAAAUCAAAUCGAUCCAAAUGAAUUGAAAAUUGUUGAUGAAAUGUCGGAAAAAUAUGAUCAAAUCUACCAGGAAUGGAAUGAAAAAACAAAUUUUCUUCGUCAAUGUUCGGAAUUGAAUUGUUUUAAUCAGGAAGCUGAUCGUAUUGAAACUAUUAUCGGAUCGGAUUUAACAUUUUUAGAAUUUGAUGAUAUUGGUAAUAGUUGUCAAGAUAUUUAUGCAUUAAUCAAAAGACAUGAAAGAUUUUUGGAUACACUGAAUGCACAAGAUCAACGUAUAUAUAAUUUUAUUGAUUUUGGUGAUAAAUUAAUUCAGAAUAAUAAUUUUGAAAUUGAUUUGAUCAAAGAACGACAGAAAAAAAUUAUUGAACGUCGUAAAAUGCUUAAAGAUAAAGCAUUUUUAAGACAAAAAUUAUUGAAUGAUGCACGAAUGUAUCAUGAAAUUAAAAAUGAUGCUGAAGAAUUUUUAAAUUGGUGCCAAAACAAACAGAAAAAUGUUAAAGAUCUUUUUGAUGGAAAAGAAAUUAUUAAAAAUGAUGCGGAUAUUGAAAGAAAAAUGAAAAAACAUCAAACAUUAGCUGCAGAAAUACGUGCACAUCGUAUUCAAAUGGAAAAAAUUCUUAAUAAUCUUGAUGAUUUGAAUAAAAAUUCACAUUUAAUUUCUACAAAUGAAUUGGAUGAAAUUGAACAAAAAGUUAAAAAUGAAUGGAUCGAUUUGAAUAAUCUUAUUGAAAAUAAUGAAAAAUUAAUGUGUCAAAUUUCAAGAAAAAUGGAAAGAAAAAAAUCAUUUCAAACAAUGCAAAAUCGUUUUGAUGAAAUUCAAUCCGGUAUCAAUUUGGAUGAAUUACCAAUUGAUCGAAGAACUUGUAAAAAACUUUUACAAAAAAAUAAAUUAAUUGAAAAAGAAUUAUCAACAUUGGAAAAUAAAGUAAACAAUAUGAAAAAUGAUAAACAAACGAUUGAUGAUGAUGAUCAAACUGAUGGUAAAACCGAUAAUCAUCAUCAACAAUAUUCUGAUGAAAAUGAUCAUGAUUAUAAUGAAUUAAAAACAACGAUAUUGAAGCUAAAAGAUCCAUUGAAUAAACGAAAUCAACAAUUAUUACAAUUGAAUGAAUAUUUUCAAUUUGAAUAUGAUGCUAAUGCAGAACUGCAAUGGAUUAAAGAUCGAAUAAUAAUUGUAUCAUCGAAUGAUGUACCACAAAAUCUAACUGAUGCACAAAAUUGGUUAAAAAAAUUGGAACAAAAUUUAAAAAAUGAAAUCAAUACACAUGAAAAUCAUGUUAUGAAAAUUCUUGAUCAAGCCAAAGAAUUUAUUCAACAGAAUCAUCUGGAAAGUGAUAAAAUAAAUAAAAUAUCAGAAGAUUUGAAUACAAAUUGGAAUCAAUUGAUACAAUUAACCGAAAAUCGAAUUGAAAAAUUAAAAAUCUAUCUAAAAAUUCGUCAAUUUUUAUCAGAUUGUAAUGAAAUUGAAUUAUGGCUGAAUGAUAAAAUGAAUAUUUUAAAUAAUCCAAUUUAUGGUAAUGAUGAAAUAACAUUGAUAAAAUUAUUACAAAAACAAAAAUCAAUGGAUCUUGAAAUUGAUGCUUAUUCUGGUCUUAUCGAUGAACUAGUACGACAAUCAGAAGAUUUAAGUUUAUCAGUAAAAAAUGAACCAGAACAAAAAUUAUUGAAACAACGUGCACAAGAUUUAAAUGUACAAUUGAAAAAGAUACAAAAAUUAUCGAAUGAACGUAAUCUAAAAUUGAUUGAUUUAAAACAAUUUUAUGAAUAUUAUCAAGAAAGUAAUGAUUUUUUAGAAUGGUUAAAGAAAAAACAACAAAUUUUACUUAAUGAAGAUUAUGGUAAAGAUUAUGAACAUUGUAUUAUAUUACAGGCAAAAUUUUUCGAUCUAAAACGUUUAAUUUUAGCCAAUGAAGAACUGUAUAAACAAUGUAUGGAAAAUUCAAAACGUUUUAUUGUACGAAAUUCGGAAUCUGAUCAAUCAACAACAACAAUCGAUAAUAAUAAUAGUGAAACAAUUGAAACAAUAUGGCAAGAUUUAAUGAAUCUUUUACAAACUAAAGAACAAAAAUUUAUUGCAGCAGUAAAAAUACAUCGAUUUAAUCGUGAUGUUGCCGAUGCUUAUGAAAGAAUACAUGAAAAAUAUUCAUUUAUUAAUAAUCAAGAUUAUGGUCGUGAUUGUCAAACAACACAGAAUCUGAUACGUAAUCAUGAUGUAUUUGAAAAUGAUUUGGUUGCAUUAGAAGCACAAUUACAAAUUUUAAUUAAUGAUAGUGUUAAAUUAAAACAAGCUUAUCCGGGUGGUAAUGCUAAACAAAUUGGUGAAAAACUUAAAUCAGUUCUGGAUUAUUGGGAAAAACUUAAAGAUUUAAGUACAUUUCGACGACAAAAAUUAUGUGAUACAUAUGAAUUUUAUCAAUUUGUUUCGAUUGUACGAAAUCUUGAACAAUGGUCAACAAAUCUGAUUAAUGAAAUGAAAAUUGAUGAUGAACAAAUUAAAAAUGAAUUGAAUAAAAAUUCAUUCAUAUUCCCCGUUGAUAAAGCACAGAAUGCUAAAAAUGUUCAUGAAAGAAUUAAAUCCGAAAUUGAUUCACGUGAAAAUGAAUUUAAUAUUUUAGUUAAAGAUGCAAAUAAAUUGGUAAAAAAUCCAUUUUAUAAUCAAAUUAAAGAACAAACAGAAAAAUUAUUGAAUAUACGUGAUCAACUUUAUAAUAUAUGGCAAAUAAAAGAUGUAACAUUAGAUCAAUUAGUUGAUUAUUGUAUAUUUAUUCGUGAUUUAAAACAAUUAGAACAAUUAUGUCAACAAUUUAAAAAUCGUUUAGAAACAUUUGAAACAGAACAAGAACAACAAACAGCUGAAGAAGUGAAUAGAAAUCUUAAAAAAUUUAAUGAAUUUAUUAAAUUAUUUGAAUCACAUGAACAAAAAUUUAAUGGAUUAAAAGAAUGUGCAACAAAAUUAUUGGAAAAAAAUAAUAAUCAUUCGGAUCAAAUACAAAUCUGUUUAGAAGAUUUAUUAACAAAAAAAACAAAAUUAUGGCAAAUAAUUUUAUCCAAAAAAGAUCAACUAUCAGAUGAUUUAAUUUUUGCACAAUUUCAACGUGAUAUAAUUGAAACUGAUUCAUGGAUUGAUGAAAAACGUAUUCAAAUUGAACAAAUUUCAUUACGUGAUAAACAUAAUGAUGAUAUUGAAAUAAAAUUAAAAAAAUUACAAAAACAACAAGCACUUGAAGCUGAAAUUAAUGUCAAUACUGAACGUAUAACAGCCAUACAAAAUAAAGCAAAACAUUUAAUUACAAAAAAUCAUCAUCAUUCAAUACAGAUUCGUUCACAAUUGGAUGAUAUUUUAAAAAAAUGGGAAGAAUUAAAAUUAUUAAGUCGAAAUAUUUGUGAAGGAUUUGAAGAAGCUAAAGAUAUUUAUGAAUUUAAUAAAAAUGUUGAUUUAGUUGAAUCAUGGAUUCGUGAAAAAGAAUUAAUGAUACAAUUCAAUGAUACUGGUGAAGAUUUUGAACAUUGUCAAGCAUUAUUGAAAAAAUUGGAUGAUGUUGGUACCGGUUUAAAGGUGGAUGAAGAUGAAAUUCAUCAAAUCAAUCAUUUAGCUGAUAAAUUAUUAAAUCAAUGUAAAAAUGAAAAUCAAAUUGAUGAAAAACGAUUAUCAUUGAAUGAAAAAUGGAAACAAUUACAGGAAAAAAUUGCCAAUUAUCGACAAAGAUUAAUCAAUGCAUUGGAAAUUCAUUCACUCAAUAGAGAUCUUGAUGAAAUCAAUGAACGUGUAAUGGAAAAACAUUUACUUGCAUCAAAAGAAUGUGAUGCUAAAGAUUUAUCAUUAGCGGAAAAUGAACAACGAAAACAUGUAUCACUUUGUUAUGAUAUUUAUGGUAUUGAAAAUCAUUUUAAAAAUAUUAAUGAUAAUGAUGUACGAAGAUUGAUUGGUCGAAAUCCUGAACUAAUGGAAAAAUCACGUACAAAAAUUCAAACAAUUCAAGAAAAUUUAAGAAAAUUAUCACAAGAAUGUAGUAAUAAAGAUGAAAAAUUACAAUUUGCAAUAAAAUUGAAUAAAUUUUUUGAUUCAAUCAAAGAAUAUGAAAAUUGGGCAAACAAUAUUUUAGCGGAAAAAUUAUCGAAAACAUUUACAUCGGAAAAUAUUUCACAAGCUGAAAUUGAACUGCAAGAUCAUGAAUAUAUUAAAGAUGAAUUAAUUUCACGAAAACAAAACAAUAAAAAUCUAAAAGAAUAUGGAUUAAGUUUGUUACAAGAAUUGAAACAAAAUGAAAAUGAAAAUCAAUUACAAAUACAAAAAGUACAAGAAUGCAUUGACAAAAAUGAUGAAUUACAACGUCAAUUAGAUCAAGCUUGGGAUGAUAAAUGUAAUUAUUUAAAACAAUGUAAACAAUUACAUAAAUUUAAUGAUCUUUACAAACAAUCGGAUUCAUGGUUAACAUUGAAAGAAGCAUUUCUUACCAAUGAAGAUCUUGGUUCAAAUUUGAUAGCUGUUGAAGAUUUACUUAAAAAACAUGAUUCAUUUGUUCAAUCGUUUGCUGGACAACAACGAAUAAUUGAACUAUCAACAUUUGCUCAAGAACUUAUUGAACAAAAACAUUUUGAUUUGCAUAAUAUUCAAAUGAAAAAUGGUGAAAUUUUGGAAAGACGAGAUAAACUUUUUGAAUUGGCAAAAAUUCGAAAAAAUAAACUAGAAAAUUCUAAACUUUAUUUUAAAUUUUUACAAAGUUAUAAUGAAAUUUAUGGUUGGCUUGUUGAGAAAAUCAAAGUUGCCAAUGAUGAAUCAUAUCGUGAAUCAAUCAAUUUGUUAUCGAAAAAACAAAAACAUGCAGCAUUUGAAGCUGAAAUCAAUUCGAAUAAAGAACGAAUCGAUGAAUUAUUAAAUGAAGGUGAUGCCCUCAUUAAUAAUUCACAUUUUCGUUCGGAAGAAAUUAAAAUUAAUUUGGAUAAUAUUAAAAAAUUAAAUCGUCAAUUGAAUGAAAGUACUGCAUUCAAACGUAAUCGUCUGAAUGAAGCCUAUCAAGCAUUACAAUUUUUUCGUCUUUGCGAUGUUCUUUCAUCUUGGAUCAAAGAUAUUGAAGCAAUUCUAAACGAUAAGGAUAAUGGUAAAGAUUUAUCUAGUGUACGUAAUUUAUUGAAAAAACAUGAAUUACUUGAAAAUGAUGUUCAUAAUCAUAAUGAAAAUGUUGAAAAUAUUAAAGAUCAAUUGGCACAUUUUCAACAAAAUAAUCAUUUUCAAAUUGAUGAAAUUGAAGAAAAAGGUAAUCAAGUUAUCAAACGUUUUAAUGAUAUACAAAAACCAAUUGAUCGUCGUCGUGAAAUACUUGAAGAUUAUCAUACAUUUUUUCAAUUCAAAAAUGAUGUUGAACAUGAAUUUUUUUGGAUCAAAGAAAAAGAAAAUCAAUUAAAACAAUUUGAUAAUACUAAUUCUGUAUUGGAUAUACAACGAUUGAUAAAACGUCAUAAAAUGUUAGAAUCAGAAAUUCAAACAAGAGAAAUUCAAUUAAGUGCACUUGUUUCAAAAGGACAUAGCCUAUUAAAAGCUGAAGGAUCUAAUCUGGAAGAUAUAAAAUUUUUAACAAAUGAACUGCAGAAAAAAAUACAAUAUCUAAAAGAUGCUUUUGCUUUGAAACGAAUGCAUUUGAUUGAUUCAUUGGAAUCACAUCAAUUUUAUUCGGAUGUUGUUGAAGCUGAAAGCUGGAUCAAUGAAAAAAAUUCCUUUUUAUUGAAUGAUGAUAAUGGUCGUGAUGAAGAAUCUGUAUCAAUGUUGUUGAAAAGAUUAGAAGCUAUAAGCAAUGAAUCUGAACGUUUUAAUUCCAAUUCGAUGGCUAAAUUGAUUCAGCAAUCGAAUCAAUUGAUAGACAAAAAUCAUAGUGAAAGUAAUGAAAUCAAACAAAAAUUAGAUGGUCUUGUUGAAAAAUUUAAUCAAUUUUCUGAAGAAAUAAAAAAGAAAAGACAAACUCUAUCACAACGUAGCUUAUAUUUUUCAUUUGAACGUGAAGCUGAUGAAUUAAUUUCAUGGAUUAAAGAUCAACAAAUUAUUGCAAAUUCUGAAGAUUAUGGUCAAGAUGUUGAACAUAUUGAAAGUCUUAUUCAACAAUUCAAUACAUUUAUUUCAUUUAUUAUGUCGAAUGAAGAACGUGUAAAAAUAUUGGAAAAACAAGCUGAAAAUGUUCAAAAUUCGGAAGAAAAAUUAAAAGAAAUACAAUCUUCAUGGAAUCAAUUGAAAAAAAUGGCUGCUCAUCGACAAGAACUGUUACAAAGUGCUGAAGAAGUUCAUCGUUUUUGUCGUAGUGCUGAUGAAACUGUUUCAUGGAUACGUGAAAAAGAAUCAAGUACUAUUUUUGAUGAAGUUAAUUCAAAAUUUGAUGAUAUCAAUACGAUUAAAGCGAAAAUUCAUAAACUAGAAGGAUUUGAACAUGAUUUGAAUGCUGUUCGUGAACAAGUAGAAACAUUAUAUGUUGAAGCAGAUAAAUUAAUCGAUUCAUUUGAUAAUGUUAAAGAACAGAUUCAAGAACGUAAAAAUGAAGUAAAAGAAGUUUGGGAUGAUCUUAAUAUGAAAACCAAAUUACAUAAAGCAAAUUUAAUACAAAUUGAAAAUAGUCAAUCAUAUUUUGAUCAAUGUAUGGAAUUAUUAACAUGGAUCAAUGAAAUGCAAGCAUUAAUAACGGCUGAUGAUAAACUUGUUACGGAUGUUAUGGCAGCUGAACAACAACUUGACAGACAUCAAGAAUAUGAAACAGAAAUUAAAUUGAAAAAUAAAAAUGUUGAAGAAAUUCUGGCCACUGGUAAAAGAAUUAUUUCAGAAGGACAUAUAAUGUCUAAAGAAAUCGAACAACGUAAUGAAAGAAUGAAAAAUGCUUAUGAUAAUUUGGUUUUAACAUGGCAAAAAAGAUUAACUUUAUAUGAAUAUAAUGUUGAUGCAAGGCAUUUUGUUCGUGAUGUUGAACAAAUGGAAAAAUGGAUUAAUGCUAAUCAUAAUUAUAUUGAUGAUAAUAAUUUUGGUGAUUCAAUUAGCGAUGUUGAAGAAUUAUUAAUAAAACAUGAAGAAUUUGAAAAAACAAUUACAACACAAUUGGAAAAAUUGAAUAAAAUUGAAAGAAUAACAUUGAUGGAAAAAUAUUUUGAAAAUCUUAAACGUGAAGAAGAACAACAAAAAGCAGCUGAAUUAUUAAGACAAGAAAAAGAAAAAAGAAUGGAAGAAGAACAGAAACGUAUACUUUUCCGUCGUAGUGAUGAAGAAUCAAAAUAUUAUGAAAACAAUGCAAAUAAAAGUAAAUUAAUGUCAUCAAAACAAUCAUCAUCAUCAACGAAAACACCACGAAGAUAUGCAAGUUUUUCGUUUGUGAAAAAAUAUCCAAAAAUCAAACCACUUACACCGAAUUUACCGCAAUUUUCCUGUAAAGGAAUGUUGGAACGUAAACAUCUUUUUGAAUCGGGUGGAAAAAAAGCUGAAUCUCGAACAUGGAAAACUUAUUACACUGUUCUUUGUGGUCAUCUAUUAUGUUUUUUUAAAGAUAAAAAUGCUUUCAAUAAAAAUUCAGCAGCUUCAGCACCACUUUCCAUAUUAAAUGCUAAAUGUGAAAAAAUUGAAUAUAAACAGAAAAAACAUGUUUUCAGUAUUGAAAUGACAAAUAUGUGUAAAUAUUUGUUUAUAACCAGUGAUGAAGAUAGACUUCGUGAAUGGAUUAGUGCUAUUACUUUUCGUGCAUCACUUCCACCAUCUGAUCAAUUGAUUGAUUAUAAAAAUUUUGUACCAUCACAACAAUCAUCAACCGAUUUAAUUGGUUCAUCACAAAAUGGUGGUGCUAAUAAUGUUUCAGAUAGUUCUUCAUCAAGCCAUAAAUCAUCAUUAACAUCAUUGCCUGAUAUUCAUUCAACAAAUCAUGAAAAUUCACCACAAUCACUUAAUCAACAACAAAUCGAUAACAAAUCUAAUAAUAAUAAUGAACAAAAUAAUUUAAAUGUUGAUACAAAUUCAUCUGAUGAUAAAUCAUACUUUCCAUCACCCGAAACAUCAAGACCAAAAAUCAAUAAAUAUGGCAGUUUACCGGCUAAUAUGAUGCCCAUAAAAGAAGAUUCAAUUUAUGCUAAAAAUGAUCAUCCAAUUGGAUUACCAACCAUGAAAAGUUUCGAUCAAGAUGAUAUUGGAAGUUUGAAUAAUGAAAAAACAAAAAAGAAACGUCGAAGUUUUUUUAAACGUAGUCGAUAGAAGAAGAAGAAAAAAAUUCAUCGAUAAUCAUCAUUGUUAUAACGAAGA
This is a messenger RNA of Dermatophagoides pteronyssinus (European house dust mite), 12048 nucleotides long. It is a transcript of the gene kst, whose product is annotated as spectrin beta chain, non-erythrocytic 5 kst. The record is from RefSeq and is a predicted model, not a curated record. Gene Ontology annotation, molecular function: phospholipid binding; protein binding. Lineage: Eukaryota; Metazoa; Arthropoda; Arachnida; Sarcoptiformes; Pyroglyphidae.